Molecule: messenger RNA, 2269 nt
Organism: Paramormyrops kingsleyae
Lineage: Eukaryota; Metazoa; Chordata; Actinopteri; Osteoglossiformes; Mormyridae
Product: ras-related and estrogen-regulated growth inhibitor-like protein
Molecular function (GO): GTP binding; GTPase activity
Source: RefSeq, a predicted model, not a curated record
CAAACUGAAACAUUACCGACAUCAUUCAGCUUUCUUCCCGGGGAAACACAGAAGCACGUGGACCCGGUUGUUUUCAGAGUAGUUUAGCAAAACCUUAAGGAGGAUAAAUAGUGACUCUUCAGAGUCUGGUGAGAUCUGCCGCUGUCCGCGGAGGUCUGCAGAGACAUGACGGGAUCAGGGGCUCUGAAAAUGGAUGCAAAUAUCGUGGUCUUGGGAACAGACAACGUUGGCAAAUCAGCACUUAUAGUCCGUUUCCUAACAAGAAGAUUCAUCGGAGAAUAUGGAGAUAUCGAAUCCAUUUACAGCCACAAUGUAAUAGUAGAUGGACGGGACAUCUCCUUCAACAUCUGGGAUUCUCCUUUUUCACAGGACGCAUCUCGCGAGAGCUCGACGCAGGACAAGAGAAUCCAGUGGGCGGAUGGCUUUGUCCUGGUGUACAGCAUCUGUGACCGGGUCAGCUUCAACAAUGUCGCUAAGCAGCUCCAGCGUAUCAAGGGCACUAAGGACUACCUGGGGGGGGACAAGGUGCCCAUCGCCAUCGUGGGCAACAAGCGCGACUUGCACCACCGCCGCACCGUGCCCAGCGAGGAGGGCCGCAUGCUGGCGCUGGCCGCCGGCUGCCAGUUCUACGAGGUGUCGGCGGCUGAGAACUACCACGGCGUGCUGAUGGUGUUCCACGGCCUGCUGGAGCGGGUGCGAGAGGCCCGCAGCUCUGCCAAGAAGCCGGCCGGCAUCAAGGGCAUCGUGAAGAGCGUGUCGGCCGUCUUCAGCAGGAGGAGGACGGACUCUGUGUGAGAAGUUUCACCUCAGGAGCUUAGCAGCCGGCCUCUAAGGAGCCCGCUUUGAGUGGGACGCGCUCCCUGGACCCGCCAGGGUGCUCUGAGCACUAGAAAGAGGGAUUAAGGGAGCUCAGGUGAGCUUCAGCUUCCACCUGGAUUGAGAGUGAAAGGUCUGGGACGAUCCUGCAGAGAGCAGCUCUCAUUUGGUGGACAGCGUUCCGGACAUGCGGCCUGUGAUCACACCAGUGUUUCACGCCUUUGCAUUUUCACACUCAGUACGUUUACAUGCACAGCUAUAGCUCGACUACGCCAUUUAAUCAGACUACUGUCCUUGUCCCAGUAUACAUGCAUGGGAGGGAAAUCGAUUUACUGACCGAAGUAUGUUUGACUCCGAUACAAUAGGUGGCGAUAUGGCUCCUUUCAGCUUGUUAGUAUUGGGCUUUUUCUGGUUGAGCUUUUACGUUACAGAUGUAAAAAAAUGAAAUGCAUAACAAUGGAUGCAUGGACACGAGUGACGAGCUUCAGUUCACGCAGCGUUCAUGCGGAGCACGUGCAGAGCGCCUAGGCCAGUUUGAGUCCGAUUGAACGUGCACAUGCAGUAAAUCGAUUCCCAAUCGCAUUAUCUGGGUGUUUUAGUCUGACUUCAAGAAAUUCGAUUUAGUACAAUUUCAGUCAGACAAGCAUGUUUACAUGUACCUUAAAAGUCCGGUUUUAGUCGGACUAAUACGAUAAUUCGAUUUUCUUAGUGUGCAUGUAAACAUACUGACUGAUUAGAAGGUUUAGGUGCCUCGGUGCCAUCGGCUUAAAGAGGGGUCAUUUAUAUGGUGAUGGGAAAAAAAAAUAAUGAAAAUACUUCACCUAAAACUAUGACGGUUUCUAUGGAUUUUACCACCUGAGAAGACCUCGCCAUAACAUGCAAAGUGUCCUUUAAAAAUUGGGUCAGAUAGCAGUCUGGGGACAAGUGACACUCGCCAGAACGACAGCGUUCGUCAUUAAACAAAACAAUCCCACCUUCUGCUUCUACAUGCAAUCUUGCAGUGAAGGAGCAGCGACAGCUACUGCCCCAGUGGCUCUAUUCACUGUUACCAGGCCACAGAAAUAUUUAGUCUUUUUAUAGCAGUGAGACAGCAGCAACCCACUGCCAGUACAGCACUCCUCAUUGUUUCCUUUGGCUGGGAGGACGGCGCUUCCCAGUUUGGCCCAGUGGCCCAGGUCAGCUUCCCCGACACUGACUACGGCGUAAAUGCAGGUUUAAGUCCCCCUGUCUCCAAGAUGUGUUGGCUAAGUGGUAAUGGUGGUUUUCAGAAAAUUCUAGAAAAAAAAAUGAAAUCGGCAAGCACUUUCUGCUCAGUAUUUAACACUUAGGUGGUAGACAAAACAACAGAGAAUGUAAUUUAUAUGUCUGUUGUACAGUUUUACCAUGCCUUGUGCAUUUGAAAAUAGAUUUAAGUUAAAUGUCACAGUAAAACUAAAUAAACAUUUGAAGCCUC